UAUCUGCAUAACUCAUUUUCAUAAUUUUGACCAUAGGAAUUUUCAGAAAGCAAUAAGAUGUUUCUAUUGGCUUAAGGAAGUGAAUGUUUUCCAAAACAAGCCUAAUUUAAAUGCUGCACAAAGCUAAAACAAUUGUAUUGAGCUAGUUUUAUUUUGAAAAUCUGACACCCCUUUGUUAAUUUAUAUGACAAAUUACAUUACUUUUGAAAGGCUCAAUAUAGUUCAGUAUUAAAUUUUGCGCCAAUAGAUUGUUUCUGCUGAAAAUAUUAAUUAAAUAAUUUUUAAAAAUAGAAAACUGCUAAUGACUUAAACAGAUCAGCAAUAGUCCUAGUAAAAGUUUGAUCCUUUUUUCAGUUCUCAAAUAUGUUGGAAAAGAGUGACCCACAAAGUUUAUUUUCUGUAAUAAUUUUCCAUUCAUUUUAUGGGGAGAAAUGAUCUUGGUAAUCUAUAAAUAAGAAAAGUAAAUGCUACAAAGGAUUCGUGGUGAUCCCUGAAAUUCAGAGGCCAACUGAAAACCAGUGCUAAUAUAUGCACAAUUUUGUGCCACAUAUUCAGGAUGAACCAGAUUUGAUUAUGCACGCAAGACAGCAUUAAAUAAUAAGGAAUGAUCUUACCAUACACUGAACAAUCUUUAAACAUUGGGUGCUUGGGCCUCAGAAAAUGUCGGCUUGCAAUGCCUUCACUGAACACGUGUGGAAACCUGGUGAAUGUAAAAAUUGCUUCAAGCCAAAGAACUUGCAUCAGCCGCCUCCAGGCCCUGAAAAAGCUCCAGUCUCAAAUUCAAAUAUAAAAACCAAUGCAAUUCACAGCAACCAGCAUAAUAAGAAUACAGGAAAUUUUCGGCCACCUGUGGCAAAGAAACCCACCAUCGCUGUGAAACCCACCAUGGUGACAAUAGAUGGGCAGGGUAUGUGUGGUGAGAUCACCUCACAAGAUCUUUGUGAGAACAAACCAGCUCUUGUAGGUUGGAAUCAAAAUAUAACUGUUUUGAAGAAAAAGCCACUGAAUAAUAACAAUAAUAAUGAAGAAGAGGAAGAAGAAGAGGUUGAAAGUUACAACCAUAUUCACAGAUCUUUUGGAAAUGAUGAUACAGAUAAAGCUCCAAACAAUAAUAAUGGACUCACUGAUGUAUUGAAGGAAAUUGCUGGCUUAGAUCAUUCAACUUUCCUAACAAGAAAUGAAAUUAAUUCAAGAGAAGUAUUCUUGGGACGAAUAAACACUUGUUAUAAGAAGUCAUUAGAAAGAAAGAUCCCUCCAAGUUGCCUGAUGGGUGGAACAAAGUCACAGAAUAAGCAUGUUGUAUUGAGUGGAACCACUGCUGUAAUAAGCAGUGAAGGUGGCCGUUUCUGCUACCCUGAAUUCUCCAGUGGAGAUGAAAGUGAGGAUGACCUGUUUUUUGGUAGCAUCCAUGAUGAUCAUGAGAGCUGGGAUGAAAGUGACGAGGAGUUGCUAGCAAUGGAAAUUCGCAUGAGGGGACAGCCACGUUUUGCUAACUUUAGGGCAAACACACUGUCACCUGUUCGAUUUUGUGUUGACAAGAAAUGGAAUACAGUGCCUUUAAGGCAUAAGUCUCUUCAGAGAUUUUGUGCAGUAGACUAUGAUGACAGCUAUGAUGAAAUUUUGAAUGGCUAUGGAGAUGACCCUGUGAUUCUUUUUGGACCGGAAGGUGUGCAGAGCAUGAUUUCAUCUGAUUCUAUGUCCCCUGAUUCUUCUCUGACUGAAGAAUCUCAUUCUGGAACAGCCAGUAGUUCUUCCCAAAAACUUUGCAAUAGUAGAGUGUCUCCUAACAGUCCUAAAAGUAGCAGAUUAAUGGAAGGAGGUGAUAACAGAUUUUCUGAUGACCAGCAAGUUAAAGUUUCGAUUAAAAACACUCAAAACGCAAUCCAGAUUGUAGAGACCCACAAAGCCGUGCUUGCCGUUAGGCUGGAAGAAAAAGAUAGCAAGACUGCUAACCCCAGUGAUAAGCAAGAAUGGAAAAGUUCCUUAAAUAUUCCAGUCCAGACAACAACUACAAAUUUGAUCCCUGUGGAAGAGCAAGCAAAGCCUUACAGAGUAGUAAAUAUGGAACAACCAGUGUGCAAACCUUACACGAUAGUGGAUGUAUCAGCAGCCAUGACACAUGAAAGUAUAGAGAAUCGGGCAAAACACCUGGAUACCAGAUACAUUCUGUCUAACCCAAAUUCACCAGAUGCCCUUAGUACAAAUGCUAUGUCUCAUUCUGUGUCAUGUGGGCAGGUAACUCCUAAUCUUAAAAAAUCCAACACUGCCAGAUACCAGGAAGUUUGGACUUCCAGUACAAGUCCACGACAAAAAAUCCCCAAAGUGGAAUUAACUGCCAAUGUUCCAGAGCCUUCUGUUCCUGUAAGGAGAAAUAUCCAUAAAUCUGCUCCCACUUCGCCUACAUCAACACAUAUUUCUACAAAAACAAUCCCAGUCAAGUCCCCUAACCUGUCUGAAAUAAAAUUCAACAGCUAUAAUAAUGCCGGCAUGCCCCCCUUCCCGAUUAUUAUUCAUGAUGAGCCAACUUAUGCUAGAUGUUCAAAGAAUGCCAUCAAAGUUCCUAUUGUAAUAAAUCCCAAUGCGUACGACAACUUGGCCAUCUAUAAAAGCUUUUUGGGCACAAAUGGAGAUCUCUCGAUUAAAGAUAAAACCACUAGUAUCAUCAGCCAUACAUAUGAAGAAAUAGAAACAGGAAGCACCGUAUCUGAAAAUAUACACAGUAGGUCCGCAGAAUUACCCCAAGCGAAAGGUUCAUGCAAUAACACUGAGAGGAGAUUGGGCUCUGUAGCUCAGAAGGUUCAGGAAUUCAAUAGCUGCCUUGGAAAAGGUCAGACUUCACCCAAAACUUCUUGCCGUGGCUCCCCAACAAAAGUACAAAGAACUUUUCAGGAUUGUUUAGCUGGAGUAGACAAUAUACAGGAAAUAGCUAAUGACAGUCGGGAAAAUGCCUGUGCAGUACUGUCACAGAUUGUAGCAUCAAUCCAACCUCCACAAUCUCCCCCAGAAGCUCCUCAGGCUGGGCCUAAGUCUUGCAGUAUUGACGAACUCUACUCUCUGCCUCCUGAUGCAGACCCGGACAAGAGUAUCCCAGUGCGACCCAAAUCACUUUUUUCAAUGCAACCUCAUCCUAAUGGUGAAGGAAUCAAAUCCACAGAAGCUACAUCCAAGGAAAUCCCACCCAAAUCCCCAGUCAUGCAGCCUUCAAAGCCCAUGGCAAGUUCUCCGAGUCUCAAAACCGAACAGGCUCCCCCUUUCCCACCUCCCCGGUCCACCUCGUCACCUUAUCAUGCCAGCAAAGUGUUGCAAAAACAUUUUGGCAAUUGGAGCAAACCCCUGAGCUCAGCUAGAUCCACCGAGGCUGAAUCCGUUUUGCAUUCGGAAGGCAGGCGAGCCGUUGAUGCUAAGCCGAAGCGAUGGAUAUCGUUUAAGAGCUUCUUUCGCCGCAGAAAGACUGAAGAAGAGGAGGACAGAGAAAGAGAGAAAGGGAAACUUGUGGGCCUUGAUGGAACUGUCAUUCAUAUGCUUCCGCCACCACCUGUCGAACGACACAAUUGGUUCAGUGAAUCCAGAACAGAUUCCAGUGAGAAACCGUCAGUUGUUUUUAUGUUCAAAUGUGAUCAGGCAAAGUUGGAAACAAAAACCAAUCAAACCAAAACUGAAGUGGAGCCGACCUUUGAAGUUAUGACAGCAGAGAGGGAAGAGACCGAAAAUCAUCCAGAGACACCAGAAGAAAACUUAAAGAGCUCUCCCUCUUCACCUCAACUUCCAAAGGAAAUUCUCAGCUCACCAGACCCCAGUGGAAUAAAUGCUUCACCAGAGUUUCGAGGCAUGAUUAAAAGGCUCAAGAAGGCUCUGAGAGAAUUUCCUUUAAUGGGUAACUGUGUGAGUGAGUAUAGUGGUCAAGUGCCUGAUGAGAAAACAAAACCUGUGGAAAAUGUGUCCCCUCCAAUUCCAACUUCUACAUUUGAAAAACAGGAUGUUGACAGCCCUACAUUCUGCGCUCCAGAAAUAUUACAAUUGGAAGAUGAGAGAGAAGAAAUGUCUGAUUCUUCUGACAUGAGUGCCUGCAGUGCUACCUAUAGUAACUUGGGGCAAUCCAGAGUAGCUAUGAUGCCUCCAAAGCAUCCUCGGCAACUCAAGGGAGCUUUGGAGGAUGCCAUUGCAUUUGGGGGAAUAUCUGAUCCAGAAAUGUCAGCCAUCCUAAACCCCACCCCACCUCCACUGCCAAAGAAGACCAUUUUGAGAGCACACACCGAACCACUCCCCAAAGACCUCCAGAAGCAGGCUGUUGAAAGUAGCCCCUGUGUGAUGGCUAACCCCACCUACGACAUCGACACUAACUGGGAAGGAAGCAGCAUCUGCUCUUCUGUCAGCUCAGAAUUCAAGGCAGCGGACAAUGAAUCUGGGGAUUCUCUGGGCAGACCCCCAGAAAAGGCAGUUUCACCUAGCACCAACCUCGCUGCUAUCCGUAUGAAGAAGAGCGGUUCCCCUAGCACAGAGUCUGUCUCCGUUAGGCCUGUCACCCACAGUAAGCCGGGCAAAGCUGGCCCUAAGCCACAUCAGCAAGCGCUUUAUAGAGGAAUUGAAAACAGGGAAGAGGUGGUGAGCAAGAUCAGAAGCCUUCACACAGAUUCACUGAAGAAACUGUCUGGCAGGUGUGAGGAUAUUUUCAUGGCCGGACAGAAAAAUCAACUUCGAUUUGGGGUAGACAGUUGGUCGGACUUCAGAUUAACCAGUGACAGGCCGUGCUGCGAGGCAGGAGAUGCUGUAUACUACCCUGCUUCUUACGCGAAAGAUUCGCUCAACAAUUAUGCAGUCAAGAUUUGUAAAAGCAGAGCUAAAGAAUCCCAGCAGUAUUACCACAGUUUGGCCAUUCGCCAGAGCUUGGCUAUUCAUUUCAACAUACAGCAGGAUUGUGGCCACUUUCUGGCAGAUGUCCCUGUUCGCCUCCUUCCAUGGGAAGAUCCCAAUUCCCCUGAAGAAGAGGCUGAGGCUGAACAGAAGAGCGAAGAGAGCAUCUCCGCAGUGGAGGUUUCCCAGAACAGUCCAGGUCUCCAAAGCACCAUCUGUAAACAGCGCAGCAGAGUUGUUGUUAUUACCCGGGAGGUUCCCUACCUAUCGGUGGCCGAUUUUGUGCGAAAUUCUGUGGAGCACCACUCGAGAUGUCCUGAUGUGUAUGAAAGACAAGUGUGUCUACUCCUCUUACAGUUGUGUUCUGGUCUAGAGCACCUAAAACCCUACCACAUCACCCACUGUGAUCUGCGUUUGGAGAAUCUUUUGCUGGUAGGCUGUCGGGCAAGCAAAAGCUCUCUGAACCCUGACUCGGCAGAGCUCAACCCAGGUGCUGCUUGUCUCACCCGUCUCUUGGUGAGCAAUUUCUCCCAAGCCAAGCAGAAGAGUCAUAUGGUGGAUCCAGAGAUUCUGAAGGACCAGUCUCGCCUCGCCCCAGAAAUCAUCACCGCCAUGCAGUAUAAGAAAUGUGACGAGUUCCAGACUGGCAUCCUCAUUUAUGAAAUGUUGCACCUGCCCAACCCUUUUGAUGAGAAUCCAGAGCUGAAAGAGAAGGAAUACACUUGGGCUGACCUACCCCAAGUCCCUCGCCGGUCACUUUAUUCCCUGGGACUUCAGAAGCUGGCUGCUUGCCUGCUGAACCCCAACCCAUCUGAAAGGAUCCUGAUAUCUGAGGCCAAGGGUGUCCUCCAGUGUUUGCUUUGGGGCCCUCGGGAGGAUUUGUUUCAGAGUCUCAGGGCCUCUGCUAAACCUUCCCAAAGAGAAGCCGUGCUCCAAAACUGGCUGGACAUCAAACGGACCCUGUUGAUGAUUAAGUUUGCCGAAAAGUCUUUGGACAAGGAAUGUCAAGUCAGCCUUGAAGACUGGCUUUGUUGUCAGUAUCUGGCUUUUGCCACUAUAGACUCACUCAGUCGCAUCGUGAAAAUUAUGCGGCCGCAUUAGUUUCCUAGGAGUGGUUGCUUCACUUGGAUAAGCCCAGAGCCUUUCCUUGGCACAAGUUUCAUGCUGUGUUAACGUUCUUAUCUAGGUCUUGAGGUCACCAGCACUGAGCAAACAGAUUUCGACAGGAAGUUCCAUUUCCAGCCUUGCACGCAUGGGAGAGGUCUGAAAACCAUCACACCGCAGUGAGUGGGUGAGGAAGGUGAAAAUGUAGUAAGGAAGCCAUUAUUUCUGAUAUGCCUGUUUUGAAGCGAAGUUGCUAUAAUGACUGCAAACAGAAAUGAGUCAGCCCCUAUCGAGCACUAAAAACUAAAAAAACCAAAAAAAAUAAUGACCUCCCAACCCUGUGAUCUUUGUCAGCUUAUCCCUGUUUUUAAUCCAACUUACUAGACACAUUUCCUGGAUGCAUAGCUUUUACAGGAUUUGGGGGGAGAGUCACAUUCUUGAUCUAGGAGAGAGAGCAGUGAUUUAAUGGUACUUGCUGCCUCCUGAAUAAUUACCUUUAUAACAGAAAAAAAACAGGUUAUAGAAUUGAGGGGUGGCAGAAUAGGGGUAGUUUUUUUACCCACUCAGACGUAGAGCCUGCCCACACCCUUUGUAAAUGUGUUUUUCCUUUAUUUUGUCAUUUUUCAUCUGAUUUUUCAGACUUAGUCAUCAUCUCAAUAUACUGCCAAUUACUUCCUUUAACGCAGUGAGCAGAAUCAGUUAAGGUUAUUGAUGAAGUGUUAACUCAUAACGUUGCUAACUACAUGAAGCAUAAGCACCUAAGCCCAUACAUUUUUUUAAAAAAAAAACCCUGUCCUCAUAUUCUUACUCAGUUGAUGUAUAUAUUAAAUCAAGGGCUGAUUACUUUUUGAAAAGUAUUCAGUAUUGCACUGCCAUUUUCCAAAGCAAAGUGAAAGCCAGCUACGCUGACAGCUGCAAACGCUUCUUAAAACUCAGCUUGGUGUGAUAAGCAAGCUGCACAGCUAGAGAUGGGCUUUCCCCAGGCACGGUUCUGGGGAGGAAGUGAUUACAGGAGCAAAUAUACUGUGUGAAUUCUCUGAGAGCUGAUUGUUUGGGCAGACACAAUUAAAUUGUGCCCCAUUGCAGCUUCCUUUGGAAUUGACCUCACAGCUGCUAUCGGGAUUUUUAAGUGAUUACUUUUGAAAUUCCAAAAUUGUAGAGACAUCACUGACUCUUAUUGAUUCUGAAGAUGUUUUUGCACAUGAAGGUGACUUUAAUGGAAAAAUAUAACUGCCUGAAGGUGUGUUUGGCCUUUAGACCUCUCUUCUGACUUCCUUAACCCAUCACACUGACCUUUUCCUGCAGUUUAAUCCCACUCUAUCUAAUCUGUCUGCUCAGUAUGGUUAGGGUUGCUUGAAUUAGCUCUGAAAUGGUGGAGCUGCUGACCAGUAUUGAAUUCCCAAAUCUGGGGAUGUUUGUUGGAACAUGGAUAGCUCUUGUGUUGAGCCUGUGCUUAUCUUCUGGAUAUAUGUGCAAUUUUUGGAUAUAUUAUAUGAAAAACUGUUUAUGUUUACGUUACAUGACAGAUGUAACCAUAUAUUAGACCUGCCUUCCCUUUUUUUUCUUACAAGGCACAUAGAUGCACAAAGUUGUGUGUUGUUUCUAUGGAUUGGUGUUUCUUUAUUGUUAAACUGUGACUGAUGUGUUUACUUCAGCCUUUGAGACAAACAGCCACUUUGAACAGAAUAUUGCAGGUUUGGACCAGAAAUUAAAACAUAAUCUGCAGAAACUACAUCUGACUCUAGGCUCAUGGUGUUAGAAAGUGGCCCAUCACUUAAUGGAAACUGAGUCCAGCAUAGAAUAUGUAGUGGCUUCUUAAAACUUUUGAAAUCUUCCUGCUUCCAUAUCCAUAGGCAAUUGGAGAAAGUUUGACUAGAGUUCAGGACAGUGUAUAUGAAUGUUUUAUUACUUUAAAACAAAAGUGCAAAAAUAGUUUGCAUACAAAGAGCCAGACACACUGGCCCCUCGAAUGUGAGCCGUGGAGGUUGUACAAUUGACGACCAAAACAAGCAUUUGCUAUGAGUGCACUCUACAGAACUGUUCAGAGAGUCAAAAACAUGAAUUGUGGUUCUGCUUGAAAUAGUGAAAAGUAACUAUAUACCCCUUUGUGAGGGUACUUUGCUCACAGUCUGCUGCCUGCUUUUCAUGCUGGGCUUUUUCUCCAAUUAGGUGUGCUUCAAUUGAUAUCUGCAUGUAACAUAAACAUCCAUUUAGCUUACUUACUUACCACCAUGGUAGGCUAUAUUCCAUAAGGCCACUUUACAUAGUUUUGUGUGAAAGAUAAUUGCAUUGUGUCCCUCCCAUGUUGAUAUAAACUGUAAAAUAGACUAUUGAAUGUUUUAAGAUGGCUGUGCACAUUUUAUGCAGCAGCUCCCAAAUGUCAUAUGUUAUCUUUCAGAUAUUAUUAGCAUUGUGCACUCCAUUCGAGCAGAGGUAUGUGCUCACUGCCAUCUCCUUUUUAUAUAAUACUAGCUGAACCUUGAAAAUGAAGGAUAAUAAUGUGAUUGCUCUGUAUCAGUGAGUAUUUUUUUUGUGGGGGGGGGGAUGCAGAGGGAUACAUAAAGAUACAGUAUAGCUGAAGCUUCCAGGUGUGAUGGACCCUGGGAUUACUUUUGCAAAUAAUCCUAUUGAAACCCAAUUGCCAUAUAGAUAUUCUGCCAAGAGAUUAGCCAGUCCAAACUGAUAGACAAAUAAUAAACUGGAACAAAAUGUUGCAGUAUCAUUUCUGAACAAAAUGAAAUUCUUCCUUGUUGUCUAAUUAGCUGCUGUGAUCAUAAAGCAUUAACUUAAAAUAUAAACAUUACUACAUUUUAAAUACAUGUGUUAAUGGAGUGCAAGGGAUUGUAAUUUUCAAAUAGCCAUACUGACUGUAAAUAGAUAAUUUUCUUACAUAGAUAUAUUUACAAAUUGUAAAUAUAUUUUUUGGAAAGCUGCUGCUAAAUUUAUAUUAGCACAAUAUCUACAAUUUUCCUAAUGGCAAACAAAAAUUAUCUGAAAUUCACUUUAAAUUUAAAUAUUUGAAUACAUCUUUCCUGGAACAUUUAGUGUCAUUAAUCUUUUCUGGGGUGGCAGCCUGGAUCAGUAAUUAAGUGUGCUAAGAACAUUGCCUUGUCACAGAUAUAAAGCUAUUAAGAGGAGAUUUCUGUGGUGGGAAUUGCCCAGUGCCAGCUACCAAUUUAAUAAUAAAGCCUAUAUUAAAAAAGAGAAUAAAAUUACCUGUUCUGCAUGAAACUAACAAUCUCACCAAAAGAGCACUAUUUGCUUAUGUAAAUUCAAGAGUUCUAUUGACAUUAUUGAAAAAGAAAAUGAAAUUGUAACAUCUUCCAAAUCUGCAGUUUCUAUAGAAUAAAGCAAGCCACGGUUUUAAAACUGUCUAGACAAAAUAAAACUGGGGAAAUUCCUACAUUUUUCAGAUGACAACCAAUAGGGAAGACAACUGCUGCUAAUGCUGUUAAAAAUAGAUCGGCCCUUUAUCUAACCUUACACGGUGCUAUAAAACCUAAAAUGUAGAGAGCAGCAAACUUCAGAGAAGUGGCAAAAUAUUCAGAAGAUGCUGGAAGGAGAAAUCUUGGAGUCAUUAACACCUUUUCAAUAUGGGUCCCCUUCCCGGAAUGUGUUAAAUGAGGCUUACAGCCUGCCUCAAGUGAUUAAUUAUAUAGCAAUUUUUAUGUCUCCCAACCUGUUGCCCUGUUCAAGCCUUCCCCAACUUAAUACCAAAUCCCAGAAUCCGUGGCCAGCAUGAUAUUAAGUUUAGUUUGUUAGCCCGAUGAAGAAAUGGCUCUCAGGAAAGGCCAUUGAGAGCAUAAUUGUUUCUAAAUAGCUUUGUUCUUAGCUGCUGUCUAGCGUUCUGGUGCUCCCCAAAACACCUUCCUUCUAAAGGAACAGACGUAGCCCUGGAAGUAUGGAAAUAGAGAACUGAAUGUGGAAAUAGUAGCAUCUCUUCCAUUUAGAAUCCUCUUCCCCCGCCCUAUAUAAAUACUCUGUCUUUAAAUAGCACACAUUUUUGCAAGAAUGGUUUACACAUUUAAAGAACAGGUAGUCCUGGACCACAAUUGAGCCCCAAAUUUAUGUUGUUAAACAAGACAGCUAUUAAGUGAAUCGAUAGUUAAUAAAUUAGUAACCCGGUUGUUAAGUGAAUCUGGCUUCCCCAUCGACUUUACUUGUCAGAAGGUUGCAAAAGGGGAUGAUCACAUAAUUUUGGGACACAGCAACAUUCAUAAGAAAGAAUCAAAGACUACAGCAAGGGAACUUCUGAUUAAUAUUCAUUAUAUAUUCAAGAUAUUGCUAUACCAGCCUAAUAAAACAGCCAGGCCUCUGUCCAGUUGCAUCAGAGUAGUAUAAUUUAACGUUUGGUAAAAGCCCGGGGAGAGCCAAUUUGGUCGAGUGGUUAAAAGCAUCAGGUAAGAAAUUGGGAGACUGUGAGUUCUAGUCCCGUUUAGGCAUAAAGUCAACGGAGUGACCUUGGGCCAGUCAUUCUCGGUCCUAGGAAGGGGGCAGUAGCAAACAGCGCCUGGAAAACCUUGCCAAGAAAACUGACCGGACUUGUCCAGGCAAGUCCCUGAAACACAAUUGAAUGAAGGGGGAGGGAAGCGUGGGAGGGAAAUUGCCUUGUUUGUCCCAUUGUACAAAUGAAUGUCCUUAGAAGUGCGUUGUGAAUCCCCUAAUCUGUGAUUUGGCUGGUCUGAGCUACACUUAACUAUUUGUAGGAUUGCCAUCCCUAUACCCAGGAACUUCAUUGAAAACAUUUAAUUCCUAAUGACAUUCUACCCUAACAUUUCCCUUCCCGUCCAACUUUUUGUUGGAAAGCCGUUUGCUACAAUGCUUGAAGCAAGGUAGAACAGAUGGAGGUUGGGAAAAAUGCUUGUUCCAGAGUGCUUCCUUUAGCUUUGCACCGAUGCUGGCUUCCAGUUCCUUGACUGUUCCUCCAGUCCUGGAAUUAAGAAAGUUUGAUAUAUUUUUAAUAAUGGAAGGAAAUUGUCAAGUGUCUAUAUUUUUAUAAAUGAAUUCUACUGAACUAACAAGCAUAAUCCAACUGGUUUUUAUGCUAAGUAUUAUAUAUUUGAAUAUAUGUUUCUUGAAUUUUAAAAAUUCACAUAGUAGGCCUCUCUUUCCAGGUGUUUGGAAUAGGCGUCUCCAGAAUCCAUCUGAACCUUCCUUAACCUGAUGCUCAGAGGUGCUGGAGCUGCCGGCUGGGGAAUCUGCAAUUUGUAGUCCCAACCAAGCUGGAGGCCUCAGGCUGGGGAAGGUCUACUCCAGAGGAAAACCCUCUGCCAGCCUAUAGUUUAGUACAUAUUGUUACUGACGCAGGUGGGCCUUUUCCAAAAUGAUGUUUCCAAUGUACCAUUUGUUGACUUGAAUUCAGACUUAGAAAGGUUUUUAUCCUGAGGUGGUUCUCUGCGUGUGAUUUUUUUUUUUUAAAAAAAGAUUUAAUUAUGUUGAGCAGUAUGUGGAAAGAUCUGUUUUACUUUUUAUUGGGAAGACAAAGUAUUUUAAGUCAAAAAUUCCUAUUCAAAUACAGUUUUAUAUGGUAUUUCUUUUCCAGUGCCUCGAGGUACUGGGGAAGGCGGGGGGCGGGGGGGUCUGUACCCCUUCAGCAAACCAUUGUAUUUGGAGUUCACUGCAUUGCUCUGUCGGGUGCUUCAUCAUAAUUUAUAUUUAUCCAUUCUUAUAGCUAUCUUAUACUGUUCUUGUGUUCAGACGGCAGUUACACUUUGCUGUGGUACUUUGCAGUGUACUCUGUGACAUACAUGUUAUUAUGUAAAUAAACCAGUU
Molecule: messenger RNA, 11727 nt
Organism: Pseudonaja textilis
Lineage: Eukaryota; Metazoa; Chordata; Lepidosauria; Squamata; Elapidae
Source: RefSeq, a predicted model, not a curated record